GGCACUCGUCACAUAAAGCGAAGAACACUAACAGGCACAUGACAGCAAGUGCUCAGGAAGCCCAGUGCAGCUCUACACUGCAAACAAAUAAGCAAAUCAACUACUAUCAGAAAGGAUCUCCAAAAAAGGAAAACAUUGGUUUGCGGUCAAGAUGAAGUGUAUACUUAGGAUAUUACUGCUGGCAUGUGCCCUGUACUUUAUUGAAACAACUAAAAGCCCUAGGAGAGAAUACACUUCUACUAAAGUAAAGGAUAAUUGCAUACUUGAUGGAAGCGAGGAGAGCAAAAACGAAGUGUCAGUGACAGUCAGAGGACGUACUUGUGUAUCAUGGAAUAUAUUAUCAAGGAAAUACCCCUCCUUCCGUAACUGCAAUCAUAACUACUGCAGGAGUCUAGGUAACAAGAUUCAGCCGUGGUGCUUUGUAAGGAAAGGAAAUUAUUAUGUACGGGAAUACUGUGACAUUCCCCUCAAGGAAAUGAAACCAACCACCACGAGUCCACCCACAUCUGACCCAACAAAGCAAGACACAGAAUCAACAUGUGGGGAGCGACGCUUGAACCGCAUUACAAAGAUAAUAGGAGGAUCAAGGUCAACUGUUGAGUCACAGCCUUGGAUGGCAGCUAUCUUCAAAGGAGAGGGAUUCGUUUGUGGAGGAACUCUUAUUGCUCCAUGCUGGAUCCUGACUGCAGCCCACUGCUUCCCUGACGGUAAGAGAACACGCAUAAUGAAAUAUUCGGUCUAUCUGGGAAAGAAUGCCAUCAACGAAACCGACACUGUCAAAGAACAGCAGUUCAACAUCAGCAAACUUGUGGUCCAUGAGGACUAUAAUUACAAAGCUGAAGACUUUAAUAACGACAUUGCUCUUUUGAAGAUAGCGGACAGCAGUGGACAAUGUGCAGUGAGGACAGACUAUGUGAGAACCGCCUGUCUUCCCCCUUUCCAGCAGAUGCUUCCCACAGGAUUCUACUGUGAGAUUGCUGGCUAUGGAAGACAUCAAAAGGGUGGCUUUAAGUACUCUCGAUAUCUGAAACAGGCUCAAGUGAGGCUUAUUUCCCAGAAUGCUUGCCAGAAAAAGUAUUACAGCAAGGAUGAAGUCAAUGAAAACAUGUUCUGCGCAGCUGGUAGAGAGUGGGAGGAAGAUGCUUGCCAGGGUGACUCAGGAGGGCCUCUUGUGUGUGAAUUAAAUAACACCAUGUUCCUAUUCGGCAUCAUUAGCUGGGGAAAAGAAUGUGCAAAAAAGUUUAACCCAGGAGUUUACACAAAAGUCACCAAUUACAAUAACUGGAUCUCACAGCAUACUGGUUUACCCAAAUAUACAGCAGGCUCCAGGUAUCCACAAAAGGACUGAUUAUGGCAGGGUCACUUUACAACAGAAACGUGAGCAUUGCUCAGAUUGCUCAGGGCAAUGUUAUAUUCUGAGCAGAAUACAUGCCAAUUAUUUAUACCAUUUAGAUUAAAAAUGGCAGCUACUGUAAUCAAUAGGAAACAUCUUUGAUAGUGUUAUAAUUACAUGUUCCUGAUUUACUGAGUAAUGAUACCAGUGUUUAGGUACAUGAAAUGAGGCCCUAUGUUCAGCUUUUGAGAACUGUAAAUAAUGUAUUUUGUCUUUUUAUACCUUUCUAAAGAAGCUGAUCUAAAAUGACUUAUAUUAAUGACAUUUACAUUGGUCCAGUCUGUUGCAAUAACUACUGUAUAUAUAUAGAAGGAGUAGUGUUCCAGAAUGUUAUAUUAAUUGGUUGUUUUAUUAAUAAUUUUUUAUUGUAACUUUUUAUUAUACACAAAAAGUUUACACAUUUAAUAUUUAAUUUAUUUCAAUAACGUAUAUAUGACAGGUGUAUUUAUUUAUUUUUUACAUACAUAGCUCUGAUUGUAAAAUUCUAAUUAUUUCCAUUUUUGUGAUACACCAUUU
This is a messenger RNA of Carassius auratus (goldfish), 1909 nucleotides long. RefSeq names its product urokinase-type plasminogen activator-like. Gene Ontology annotation, molecular function: serine-type endopeptidase activity. NCBI's taxonomy places the organism in Eukaryota, Metazoa, Chordata, Actinopteri, Cypriniformes, Cyprinidae. The coding region runs from base 152 to 1348 and encodes 398 amino acids. Gene Ontology annotation, biological process: plasminogen activation; regulation of cell adhesion mediated by integrin. The transcript is spliced from 11 exons. The record is from RefSeq and is a predicted model, not a curated record.